AUGGGAGAUUUUGUGGAGGGUAGGUGGGAAUGGAAGUUAUCAUGGAGAAGGGACUUUUUUGAUCAUGAAAUUCACUUGGCAGCUGAUUUCCUAGCUGAGAUCGAUUCUACUCACAUUCACCAAUCCAACAGAGAUUUCCUUUGCUGGAAGCCAGAUACUAAUGGAAUUUUUUCAACAAAAUCUGCCUACAAAGUGCUGCAGGAGUCUCACCAUAGUGAUAGUGAAGACAAUGUUCUUAAAAGUAUGUGGAAAUUGAAAAUUCCUCCAAAAGUGAGUGCUUUUUCUUGGAGAUUUUUCAAAAAUAGACUUCCUACUAGGGACAAUCUCAGAAAGAGACAGGUCACAAUGUCGUCUUAUAGCUGUCCUCUCUGUGACCAUGAAGAAGAAUCGAUUUAUCAUCUUAUGUUCAACUAUGAAAAGACUAGGAGUCUUUGGUGGGAGACAAUGAGAUGGGUUAAUAGAGUGGGUCCUCAUUCCAUAGAUCCAAAGAAUCACUUUUUACAAUUCACCCAGUGGAAUAGCAAAGCUAGGACAAACAAAAGAUGGGAAUUUUUGUGGCUAACCCUGUCCUUCUCCAUUUGGUAUCAUAGAAAUGCCAUGCUUUUCAAGAACCAGCCGUUCACUCCUGAAAAGGUCAUGGAUGAUGCCUUGUUCCACACCUGGUCCUGGCUAAAAUGUGUGGAGAAGGACUUCAAUAUGCAUUUUACUUUCUGGUCAACCAAUCUAAAGGAUGUUUUUUCCUAG
Messenger RNA from Glycine soja, 744 nucleotides. RefSeq lists its product as uncharacterized. The record is from RefSeq and is a predicted model, not a curated record. The transcript has a single exon. The coding region runs from base 1 to 744 and encodes 247 amino acids. NCBI's taxonomy places the organism in Eukaryota, Viridiplantae, Streptophyta, Magnoliopsida, Fabales, Fabaceae.